AUGUCUCUCUCUGCUACUAUUAAGACCCCUUUGGUCACCUACGAACAGCCUCUUGGCUUGUUCAUCAACAAUGAGUUCGUCAAGGGUGUCGAGGGUAAGACCUUCGAGACCAUCAAUCCCACUGAUGAGAAGCCCAUUAUCUCCGUUCACGAGGGUACGGAGAAGGAUAUCGAUAUUGCCGUCAAGGCUGCCCGCGCAGCUUUCGAGGGUGCUUGGCACGAUGUGAUCCCCUCCGAGCGUAGCCGCCUGCUCAUCAAGCUGGCCGAGCUCUUCGAGCGUGACCUUGACAUCCUGGCUGCUAUUGAGGUUCUUGACAACGGUAAGGCCAUCACCAUGGCCAAGUCUGAUGUCAAGAACGCUGCCAGCUGUCUCCGUUACUACGGUGGUUGGGCUGAUAAGAUUCACGGUCAGACUAUCGACACCAACAACCAGACUCUCUCUUACACCCGCCACGAGGCCAUUGGUGUCUGCGGUCAGAUCAUCCCCUGGAACUUCCCUAUUCUGAUGUGGUCCUGGAAGAUCGGUCCCGCUAUCGCUGCUGGUAACACUGUUGUCUUGAAGUCUGCUGAGCAGACCCCUCUCUCUGCUCUGUAUGCCGCUAAGCUGAUCGUCGAGGCUGGUUUCCCUCCUGGUGUCGUUAACAUCAUCUCUGGCUUUGGUCGCACUGCCGGUGCUGCUCUCUCUAACCACAUGGAUGUUGAUAAGAUCGCUUUCACCGGUUCUACUCUGGUUGGCCGUACUAUCCUCCAGGCUGCCGCUAAGAGUAACUUGAAGAAGGUUACUCUGGAGCUGGGUGGCAAGUCCCCAAACAUUGUCUUCGACGAUGCUGAUAUCGACAACGCCAUCUCUUGGGCUAACUUUGGUAUCUUCUACAACCACGGUCAGUGCUGCUGUGCCGGUUCCCGUGUUCUGGUCCAGGAGGGUAUCUACGACAAGUUCGUUGCCCGCUUCCAGGAGCGUGCUGCUAAGAACCAGCUUGGCAACCCCUUUGAGGAGUCUACCUUCCAGGGUCCUCAGGUUUCUCAGCUCCAGUUCGACCGUAUUAUGGAGUACAUUGACCACGGCAAGAACGAGGGUGCUACCGUUGCUCUGGGUGGUGAGCGCCACGGUGAUGUCGGUUACUUCAUCAAGCCUACCAUCUUCACUGAUGUUACCCCGGAGAUGAAGAUUUCCCAGGAGGAGAUCUUCGGUCCUGUCAUUGUUGUACAGAAGUUCAAGGAUGAGGCUGAGGCUAUCAAGAUUGGUAACAGCACUGCUUACGGUCUUGCUGCCGGUGUCCACACCAAGAAUGUCAACACUGCUAUCCGCGUUUCCAACGCCCUGAAGGCUGGUACCGUCUGGAUCAACAGCUACAACCUGAUCGCCUACCAGGCUCCCUUCGGUGGUUACAAGACCUCCGGUCUGGGCCGUGAGCUCGGCUCUUACGCUCUGGAGAACUACACCCAGGUUAAGACCGUCCACUACCGUCUCGGCGAUGCUCUCUUCGGUUAA
Messenger RNA from Penicillium malachiteum, 1491 nucleotides. RefSeq names its product aldehyde dehydrogenase family protein. The transcript has 4 exons. Gene Ontology annotation, molecular function: aldehyde dehydrogenase (NAD+) activity. Lineage: Eukaryota; Fungi; Ascomycota; Eurotiomycetes; Eurotiales; Aspergillaceae. Bases 1 to 1491 code for a protein of 496 amino acids. The record is from RefSeq and is a predicted model, not a curated record.